UGUGCGUUGCCUGUGACGUGCGCCAUAAAGCGACGUAGGUGCACGGCACCUGUUUGCUUUCAAGGAGGUGUCACAAAAUCCGGGUGGAUGUCGUCGGUACGCUACAAAGCACACCGUGCUGCUGAUGACUUCUUUGAGCACCAGGAAGUGCCGGUGCGGCGAAUCUAUUGAGUGAGGCGUCGUCUUCACGUCUACCUCACGCGCUGAAGCUCAUUCAAGCAGUUUCUUCUCUUCUGGAGGAGGUGAGCCUCGGGCUCCCAGCUAAGCCUUAGCCAUGUUGGGUCAAACCCAGCCGACCUCCAGCACGCUGCAACUGGUCGCCAGCGACAUGAGCGGCAUCAUGGAGACGCUGGACGCCCGCGAGCUCGACACGGGCGACAGCAGCAGCACCGGCGGAUUCUCCACCAAUGAGCCCGGACAGCCAGGGGAGGGGCUGCCCUUCCUGGCGGUGUACAACACAGUGGGCUUCAAGGACUGCAAGUCGGCCUUCCUGCCCUAUCCCAUCACCGCCAAGAUCCUGGAGGUGGAACGCUUCACCUCAGCCCAGGACCGCUUCAACGUCAGCCAGCAGAGAAGUGUCAGCAAGUCCAUGCCGGCGGUCUACAAGAUUGAGAUGAUACACGGCGAGUUCAAGUGGUUGGUGAAGAAGAAGGAGAAGCACUUCCAGGAUCUUCACAGAGACUUGAAGACGUACAAGGCUGUCCUCAACCUGCCGCUGCCCACGCGCCAUCACACCAUCAGGAGGCGAACAGCCUCAGGGGAGGUUAGGGACAUCCCCAAUCUGCCCCGAGGAGGAGGAGAUGAGCUUGUCAGGGAGGAGCAAGUGUCAAGCCGCAAGAAACAACUGGAAGAUUACCUCAACAAGCUCCUCAUGAUGCCGACGUAUCGCAACUAUCACGGCAUGGUGGAGUUCAUUGAGGUCAGCCAGCUGUCAUUCAUCCACGAUUUGGGUCCGAAAGGCUUAGAAGGAAUGGUUCUGAAGCGGUCCGGCGGCCAUCGAAUCCCCGGACUCAACUGCUGUGGUCAGAGCAAGAUGUGUUACCGCUGGUCCAAACGGUGGCUCGUGGUGAAGGACUCAUUCCUGCUGUACAUGAAACCCGACUCGGGCGCCAUUUCCUUCGUGAUGUUGUUCGACAAGGAGUUCGACGUCAAGAUGGACUCCAAGGACACGGACACGCAGCACGGCGUGCGCGUCGACAGUCUGUCCAGGUCCCUCGUGCUCAAGUGCAGCAGCUACCGACACGCCCGUUGGUGGGGGCAGUCCAUCGAGGGCUUCGUGCGGAAGCACGGCGCCGCCUUCCUCACUGACCAUCGCUUCGGCUCCUUCGCUAGGCAGGAGGAGAACAUCCCUGCCAAAUGGUACGUGAAUGGGAAAUCAUACAUGGAAGAUGUGGCCAAUGCUCUCGAGGAGGCCAAAGAAGAAAUCUUCAUCACAGACUGGUGGUUGAGUCCAGAGAUCUUCUUGAAGAGGCCCAUCGUGGAGGGCAACCGCUGGCGUUUGGACCACCUGCUGCGACGUAAAGCGCAACAAGGUGUGCACAUCUACGUCAUGCUCUACAAGGAAGUGGAGCUGGCGCUGGGGAUCAACUCGGGAUACAGCAAGCAAACGCUACGCCACCUUCACCCCAGCAUCAAGGUGAUGCGUCACCCCGCUCACGUUUCGUCCGCCGUCUACCUGUGGGCUCAUCACGAGAAGAUCGUGGUCAUCGACCAAUCGGUGGCCUUCGUGGGCGGGAUCGACCUGGCGUAUGGUCGCUGGGACGACCGAGAACACCGACUCACCGACGUGGGGAGCGUCACCUUCUCGCAAACGGAGCAGGCCGAGGCGUCGUCCGCUAACUUAGCCGCCCAAGCUAACGGCAGCGGCGGCGGCUACGGGAACGCCGCCUUCUCGGCCGAUGACGUGGUGGUGCAGCCCAAGAUCAAAGGUCAGAGCAGAAUGAAGCGGGCCAGGAUGAGCUUCAAGCGCCACCUGCAGAAACAUGGACUGGCCCACGCCGACAGCGACGAUGAAAUUGACCCAGACUUGACAGUACUAGGGAGCGAGGCGCCGCCGAACCUGCAGUCGGCCCAGGACGAGCUGUGCGGAGACACGCGCUUCUGGCAUGGCAAAGAUUACUGCAACUUUGUGCACAAGGACUGGAUCGAACUGGACAAACCCUUUGACGAUUUCAUCGACCGUCACGUGACUCCCAGGAUGCCCUGGCACGACAUCUCGUCAGUGGUUCACGGCAAGGCGGCACGCGACGUGGCCAGACACUUCAUACAGCGAUGGAACUUCACCAAGAUCGUCAAGCCCAAAUAUCGUAUGCUAUCCUUCCCGUACCUCCUGCCCAAGUCGCACACCACCACCGGAUAUCAGCGCUACCAAGUCCCUGGAUGUAUCAACACCAAAGUUCAGAUCCUACGCUCGGCGUCUGACUGGUCAGCGGGCAUCAAGUACCACGAAGAGUCCAUCCACAACGCGUACGUGAAGGUCAUCGAGAACAGCCAGCAUUUCAUCUACAUCGAGAAUCAGUUCUUCAUCAGCUGCGCAGACAACAGACAUGUCUUCAACAAGAUCGGCGACGCCAUCGCCGAGCGAAUCAUCAAAGCGCACAGGGAAGGGCAAAAGUACCGCGUGUAUGUAGUCACGCCUCUGCUGCCAGGCUUUGAAGGAGACAUCAGCACCGGGGGAGGAAGUGCCAUCCAGGCCAUAAUGCACUUUAACUACAGGACCAUGAACAGAGGCGAGCACUCCAUCAUCUCACAGCUCAAAAGAGAAAUGGAUGACCAGUGGAUGAACUAUAUCUCCAUUGCCGGCUUGAGGACGCACGCCGAGCUGGAGGGCAAGCAGGUGACAGAGCUCAUCUACGUGCACAGCAAGAUGCUCAUCGCCGACGACAACACCGUCAUCAUCGGCUCGGCUAACAUCAACGACCGCAGCAUGCUGGGAAAGCGGGACAGCGAGGUGGCCGUCAUCGUGGAGGACUCGGAGAUGGUGCCUUCGGUCAUGGACGGGAUGGAGUAUCAGGCAGGAUGCUUCGCGCUGCAGCUUCGCAUCGAGUGCUUCAAAACGAUAUUGGGCGCGCACACCGACACCAGCAUCGAUGUGUCGGACCCAAUCAGCGAUCAUUUCUACAAGGAGGUCUGGAUGAGCAUAUGUGCUCGAAAUGCGACCAUCUACCAGAAGGUGUUCCGCUGUCUCCCGUCCAGCGACGUGCGCAACCUCCAGGAGCUUGAGAACUACCUGAGCAAGCCGGGGCUGGACCAGGAGGACACAGCCCGAGCUCAGGAGGAGCUCAAGAAGAUCCGGGGCUUUGUGGUGCAGUUUCCUCUGCAGUUCCUCUCCGAGCAGAACCUCCUACCUCCCAUUGGCUCCAAGGAGGCCAUGAUGCCCAUGGAGGUUUGGACCUGAGGCCUUUUUGGUGGGACUUGCAGGAACAUCACCUCACCCCCCCAUGGAUCCUCAUGAACUAGACUGACAACAGCAGAAGACACUAGCGUCUCCUCGGCCUCCUCGCAUGUUCCCAAAGUGCCAAACGUGCACCGACUGUUAAGCCGGCCCACAGGAAGUCGUCGGUCCUCUGGGAAAACAUUCCAGCUGUCGCCUUAACCCCGACGCGAUGCCUUCGUCACGGGAACCGUCCCACAUGCUGCACUGACUGGCUAAUGCCCUGCUAGCCCCACCCACAAGGAUGUCAUCCAAGCGCGGGUGAUGUCAUCAAUCUGUGACGAGCAUGUUUCCGGCUCUGUGGCUUUCGUGUUUGUGCUCAGCAUGUUUGUCAUAUGGAGUGAUCGCACCUUCUUCUCCUUUCUCUACUUCUCUAUCUCCUCCCCUUUGUACUCAUGUUCUCGUUCCUCCUCUUCCUUUUUUUUCCUCACCUUUCUUUUACCCUUCCUAUUCUCUUUGUCUUUCUCCUUGUCGCCAUUCUCCACCAUCUUCUACUCAUCUUCUUUCUCUUCUCCUUUUUCUCUUCCUCUUUUCCUCUUCGUCCUACCCCACUUCUCUUAAUUUUUCUGUUCCCAGCAAGUGAGCGUCGCUAUUGCCCUGCAUGUUGCGUGUGUGUGCGUGUCCUCCACCAAAUGCACUAUUUGCACAGACUCUUGGCAUGUUGCCGUCUUCUCACAUCGUUGUGUUGCGGUGGCGAGCAUCUGGACGUCACUUCGUGCUCCUUCGAAUAAACAAAUCUUGCACACACACAAAAUACUCUGA
Messenger RNA from Syngnathus acus (greater pipefish), 4195 nucleotides. Its product is annotated as phospholipase D1-like. The transcript is spliced from 27 exons. The record is from RefSeq and is a predicted model, not a curated record. The coding region runs from base 275 to 3397 and encodes 1040 amino acids. NCBI's taxonomy places the organism in Eukaryota, Metazoa, Chordata, Actinopteri, Syngnathiformes, Syngnathidae. Gene Ontology annotation, molecular function: D-type glycerophospholipase activity; phosphatidylinositol binding. Gene Ontology annotation, biological process: regulation of microvillus assembly; intracellular signal transduction; phosphatidic acid biosynthetic process.